GACGAGUUCAUCAUCAUCGUAGUGAGGAGAAGAAAGACAACACGUCUACGAAAACACCAUUUACCACGACAAUCAUGCCGGACAGUGUUACUUCAGGUGCCACUGCCUCUGCGGCGCAUGCUGCGGCAGAGGCGCAAAGCAGCGGCACCACUGUUUCUGUUCUUGGGAAGAAAGAGCACUAUGCGGAGCAGGACCGAGACGACGAUUUUUUCCCCGUGAACAGCUACGUUUUGUACAACUCCUCGUCCUUGGGAAACCGCUGGAUCAAGGCGUUUAUGCAUUGAAAAAGUAUCGUACUGGGAGUAACCGCAUCAGAAAUUCGCUCAGCAUGACAAGUAGAAAUUUGCUAUGCUAAAUUACCUAAGAAAGCAGAUUUGUCAUGCAUAUAUUGCAAUGACUACGGCAUGGGUACGAUACUUUUCCAUUCGAUAGCGUUCGUCGAAGGCGUUGACUACGAGAACAACUGCUACCAACUGGACGUGAAACGCAACGCUCCGAAGGACCGCGUCCGCCGCCCGAACAAACCGCCGUCGCACGUAUAAUUUCUUGUCGCUUUUUGCAUUACAGAUGGGAUUAUGAAUGUGGAACUCAGCAUGACAAAUCGAAAUUCUAAAAUCCCUUCCCUCUACAGAUCCCCGCCCCCCGCGCGAACAGUGCUGGCCGUCGGUUGAGUUUCGGGGGGACGGCGAUUGGAGCUACUACGACGACGACCAAUUGUGCGGCGAACAAAUCUGUCAUGCUAAAUGACAAGGAGACCUGGGAAGAUGAGGAUUUUGACCAGCACGAACUCCGGUCCUCCGAGCGGGUGUUCGAGCUGAUUCCGAAAGAACCGCUGCAGAUUCCGUUUGCCAAGUACAAUGCGGAAAACACGUUCACGGAGCAGUUUAUCCAGUGCAAAAGUUUAAUCGUACUAGUAUAAAUUGCAUUUUUACAAUUUUCCUCAGCAUUAGAAAUGAAAUUUGUGAUGCUGAUUUACCUGAAGAAAAAGAUUGGUAAUGCAUAAAUGCAAUUACAAUUAGUACGAGUGCGAUACUUUUGCAGUGCAUACAGUCCCAAUCCGUGUCCGCUUCCGUUUCCGAAGAUGAACAAGAGCAGAACGAGGAUUCAGUGUCUGUCCGGACGGCCUCGCCGCCGAAGGAGGUGAACGGAGCAACUGGCUGUGAAAACAAGGAAGAAGAUGAAGUUAUCAAGUUUGCAGGAACUGCUCCGGUUUUGAUGCAGAAAGAUCAAACCGACAACGACGAGAAGAACGGUCAUUCGCAUCAAGGGCAGGAGCAGUUGCACGAAACCGAAAUCGACGACGACUCCAUUUUAUCCAGUGCAAACGCAUCGCACAACUACUCGUAGUAAUUGCAAUUAUGCAUUACAAAUCUUCAGCAUCCCGAGAUAAAACAGCAUGACAAAUUCCAUUUGUCAUGCUGAGGUAAAAACUUGUAAUGCAAUUACCACUAGUUCUAGUACCAGUGCGAUACUUUUGCAAUUCAUACAUCUCCGUCCGCACGGCUUCUCCCGACCGUGUUUUCCCGUCCCCAAACCAGUCGGUUUCUGUGGCGAGUUUAUCGGUGGCGGUUGUCCCGGUCCUCGAAGUAGAUCAUGCCACGGUUGCUGGGAUUGGUGCGAACUUCGGCAGUUCGAGUGGUGGUGACGGUAAUAUGGCAUUCUCAAACGUUACAUUCUCACCUGUUACACGAUUUGUCAUGCAAGAUGACCAUGAGCCGCCAGGUUAUCAAGCUGUUUCGCAUGACAAAUCCUCGAGGGGCUCAAUAGAAUCUAAAUCUGUGCGAAAUUAUUUGUGAUGCGAGAGUUGCAAGCUCGCCCCUUUCCCUAUUGCUGUUUUUGCAUCACAAAUCCAUGUAACAGUCAAGAGUGUAACGUUUGCGAUCGCCAUAUGUAAAAACAUCAGGAUCCGGGAAGAAGAGGUGGAAGUGAUGGUUGACCAGAAAGGGGAUUUGAUUUAUUGCGAAAAACCGGAAGAAGAUGAUGAUGAUCAGCAUGACACACACACAGCAGGACCUCUUGAUGCUCCGCGGUUGAAGAACAAAAGCAAGAAUCUCCUGUCUCCAGUGGAGGAGGAGCCGAGCAACGCAGAAUCUCUGUACGAGUCGGAGUCUUCCAGUUCGGAUAUUUUCGCGGAAAAGGAGGACAAAUACACAAUCGUGAUCGUGACGACGCCGGUUCUGGAGUCCGGGGAGCAUUAUGCAUUGCAAAGGGAUCGUACGUAGUGAAAAUUGCAAUACAAAUUUUCCAAGAGAUGACAAAAUACAAUUUGUAAGGCUGAUUCCCGUUAGGCCACAGAUCUGUCAUGCGUGACUGCAAUUAGCACGAACAAAGCGCGAUGCUUUUGCAAUGCAUGAGCACGACCAUGCGGCGUUGGAACGGAUGGUUGGGAACGGGCAGGUGGUGGUGAGUAAUGGGAUGACGGAGGAGACGAGUGGGUUCUCGUGUUUCGGGUUUCUGGCGAAAGUGGUGUUUUGCAAGUGAAGGGAGGUGGUACUGGUGUAGUGCGGAAGAUCAAUUUGUGGUGGGAGGGGAGAUGAGAGAUUAUUAGCGUUGUUCUAGUUCAAUUGCACGUUUUCAACGAAGAUGGAGUAUAUAUGUGUACGAUUCAGACAACCGAGACCGGAUGUUUCCGACCGCGAUUGAGAUUUUUUAGAAUUUAUGGUUCCACCGGUAGUUCUAGCUCAAUGUAUCAAAAUGUAAGGUCGUCGUCGUGUAGUUCGACGCACAAUUUUCAAAUUAUUAUCUGACCGAAGAUAUAUGAUUAUCAGCUUUAGCUUGCCCAGAAAAGAUACGAAGUCUAUGUUCUUUCACUUGUCAAGAUUAGAAGAUAAAUGCAAAAAUCUGUGACUGACUGUACCUAUCCGAUUUCUAAUUAACUUGCAGCUAAAUCUUUCUCCUUGAUCUCAUCCUUCGAAGUCGUGGAUGAACUGACAAACGAAAUUUGACUAAAACCUCAGAAAGCACCAGCGGGUGCAACUUUUAUCAUGGUUCAAAGUCAAC
Amoebophrya sp. A120 is the source of this 3000-nucleotide messenger RNA. Lineage: Eukaryota; Dinophyceae; Syndiniales; Amoebophryaceae. The record is from the annotation of a GenBank genome assembly.